Myxocyprinus asiaticus (Chinese sucker) is the source of this 2292-nucleotide messenger RNA. RefSeq names its product SDA1 domain containing 1 (gene sdad1). Lineage: Eukaryota; Metazoa; Chordata; Actinopteri; Cypriniformes; Catostomidae. Gene Ontology annotation, biological process: ribosomal large subunit export from nucleus; ribosomal large subunit biogenesis. The record is from RefSeq and is a predicted model, not a curated record. Gene Ontology annotation, cellular component: nucleolus. The coding region runs from base 98 to 2149 and encodes 683 amino acids. The transcript is spliced from 22 exons.
AUCCAACAUGGCGACUUACUUGUGAACCACGUUUGUGCUGGAGUAGUCUGAAUAAACUUUCUUUUCUGACGCUCAGGCGUUUAUAAAACUAUUCAUCAUGUCGGGUCGACACAAUAACAAAUUACCGACAAAUCUCCCACAGCUGCAAAAUCUUAUCAAGAGGGAUCCGAAGUCUUACACGGAGGAGUUUUUGCAACAGUAUCGUCAUUAUCAGUCCAAUGUCGAGAUAUUUAAACAUCAGCCGGACAAACCCAACAAAGACCUGGCUGAGCUGAUUAUGUUUCUGGCUCAGGUUGGACACUGUUACUUAGAAGAGCUGUCAAAGUUCCCCCAGGAGCUGACUGAUCUUCUCAUAAACCACCAUACAGUACUAGAAUCAGAUCUCAGAAUGACAUUUUGCAAAGCCCUUAUCCUCUUGAGAAACAAGGAUUUGAUCAGUCCCACGAGUCUUCUGGAGCUGUUCUUUGAGCUACUGCACUGUCAUGAUAAACUUUUACGAAAGACUUUAUACACGCAUAUUGUGACUGACAUCAAAAAUAUCAAUGCCAAGCACAAAAACAACAAAUUGAACACGACAUUACAGAACUUUAUGUACACUAUGCUGAGAGAUUCGAACCCCAUUGCUGCAAAGAUUUCUCUGGAUGUGAUGGUUGAGCUGUACAGAAGAAACAUUUGGAAUGACGCUAAAACUGUGAACGUCGUCACCACAGCAUGUUUCUCCAAAGUCACAAAGAUCCUUGUAGCUGGAUUAAAGUUCUUUCUGGGAAAAGAUGAAGAUGAAAAGAAAGACAGUGAUUCAGAAUCAGAGGAUGACGGGCCAUCAGCCAGAGAUCUCAUGAUCCGAUAUUCCACAGGAAAGAAAACGACAAAAAACAAGAAGAAAAUGGAAAAAGCCAUGAAAGUCCUCAAGAAACACAAAAAGAAGAAAAAGGUUGAGGUUUUUAAUUUCUCUGCCAUCCAUUUGAUCCAUGAUCCACAAGAUUUUGCAGAGAAACUCUUAAAGCAGUUGGAGAGUUCAAAUGAGCGUUUUGAGGUGAAGAUCAUGUUAAUGGAGCUCAUCUCUAGACUCGUGGGAAUUCAUGAGCUCUUCCUCUUUAAUUUCUAUCCAUUUGUCCAGCGGUUCCUUCAGCCUCACCAAAGAGAGGUGACCAAAAUUCUCCUGUGUGCCGCCCAGGCCUCUCAUCAGUUAGUCCCUCCUGAGAUCAUUGAGUCAGUCAUCAUGACCAUCGCUAAUAACUUUGUAACGGACAGAAAUUCAGGGGAGGUCAUGACAGUUGGAAUCAAUGCUAUAAAAGAAGUUGUCGCCCGCUGUCCACUUUCUAUAUCAGAAGACCUGCUUCAAGAUCUCACACAGUACAAAUCCCACAAAGACAAAAAUGUUGCAAUGUCAUCCAGAGGUCUUAUCCAACUCUUCAGAGAUCUGAAUCCAAAGAUGCUACACAGAAAAGACAGGGGGAGGCCCACAGAAUCAUCCAAAGAGGCCAAGAUCCAGAAUUAUGGAGAACUGGAGGCCAAAGACUACAUCCCUGGAGCUGAGGUGCUGGAGGUAGAGGAGAAGGCAGAAGAGGAAGAUGAAGAUGGCUGGGAGAAUGCAAGCAUGAGUGAGGAUGAUGAAGAUGGAGAAUGGGUGAAUGUGCAUCACUCCUCUGAUGAAGAUCAGACAGAAGUUGCUGAGAAAUUGCAGAGUAUCCCAGAGGAUGAGCGUAAAGCUAAAGCUGCCGCGGUCAGCACCAGUCGACUCCUCACGCAGGAGGACUUCAAAAAGAUCCGCAUCGCUCAGAUGGCCAAAGAGGUCAACGCGGCACCCGGCAAAGGUCAAAAGAGGAAGAAUAUGGAGAGUGAUGAAGAAGAGGAGAGAGGGGAAUUACUUAGUCUGAGAGACAUCGAACAUCUUCACAAGAAACCCAAAUCUGACAAAGAAACACGACUGGCAACAGCCAUGGCUGGUCGGACUGAUAGAAAAGAGUUCAUAAAGAAGAGAAGUAAGCUAAACCCUUAUGCCAGUACAAGUAACAAGGAGAAAAAACGAAAGAAAAACUUUAUGAUGAUGAGACACAGUCAGAAUGUGAGGACCAAAGGCAAACGCUCUUUCAGAGAGAAACAGAUCGCACUAAGAGAUGCACUCCUGAAGAAGAGAAAAUACAAGUAAUUCCUGCCUGUAACCGACUGGAGCUGAUUUGAUUUUCAAACUCAAACUGUUUGGACCAUUCUGUGUACAGGAAGAGAAUGUACUGACUUCUUGACUGUGCUGAUUUUCAUGUUGCCUUUUAAUAAAUAGUUUAAACAGUCAAA